Molecule: messenger RNA, 1150 nt
Organism: Magnolia sinica
Lineage: Eukaryota; Viridiplantae; Streptophyta; Magnoliopsida; Magnoliales; Magnoliaceae
Exons: 5
Coding region: 621-956 (111 amino acids)
Source: RefSeq, a predicted model, not a curated record
AUGCACUAGAUAAUGAUGGAUGCUUUUAUAGAUUGUGUUCCAUUGGAGUUCCAUGAAGUGGGCAAUCAAAGAAUCUCUACUUCACAAUGAAGUGGGCAAUCAAAGAAUGUCUACUUCAUAAUGAUGGAUGCUUUUAUAGAUUGUACUCCAUCGGAGUUCCAUGAAGUCAGAUUAUGGGCUUUUAUAGAUUCCUUAGUGUGCUUGUUGGACUUUUCCUUGUAUGCUUGUGUUGUCCAGGAAACAAGUAGAUUUUGUAUCAUUUAUGGUUUGAUCUUACCUGAAGUGAAUUUUGAACAUAGUUCAACAGGAAAGUUGAACUGAUUGGUGGCAUAAUCUCUUUGCCUUUUAAAGUUUAUAUUGGUUUCAAAUGCUCUGGUCUUUUUUUUUUUUUUUUUUUUCCUUUUUUUUGCAGAACUAUUUUGUCUUUACUCCCGAAUCAGAGGCUUCCCUUAACCUAAGAGGCAGAUCUGACCAUUGGAGAUCUCCAAGGUGCCUUGUGUUUGUUAUUUCAUAGUUUUCGGCAGAAGAAUCGAGAGGAUUUUGCGUUGCUGAUUUCAGUGAGCUGGAAGUAGGAGAGCUGCUAGAAGUUAGCUGAUUUUCCCUGUUUAUUCCACAAAUCAAUGUUUUGUUGCUUCAAAAGGCAUAGUUUGAGGGAGGUUUUGGAUGCCCCAAAUGUCAUGACUUUGAUAAAGGAUACAAAAGCGGCACAAGAGGUCCAAGCUCUGAAGGAUUUUUUCGAUAUGCUUUCAAAUGUGGAAGCUGAUGAAGCAUGUUUGAAUGAUCAAGGCACAUUGGCUAAGAUGAACUCAUUUCUUGAAGAUGCAUUUAAUUCAUCAUGGGUUGUGCUUGCUAGGAUAUUGUAUUAUAUUGGGCUAGAGCGAACUUCGUCGACAUUUACUUGUCAUGUCCAACUUAUUUCCAUCAAAGAUCUUGUUGGCUAUCAUCUUCAGGUAUAACCCACUCCUGUCUGCAUUUUAAGGAUUUGUUUUGAUUUAUAUAGCAUAUCAAAUUUUGGCACUUUCUAAAGGAUCAUGUAGACUUUGUAAUAAGUAGGGAAGCAUUGGUUUCUGUUUUUGGGACAUGGGUUUUUAAGUUUGGCGGAUGGAUGGUCUUCAUCCAAGUAUUUAUGUUCAUUUCAUGUUAUGUAGGA